Messenger RNA from Acanthaster planci (crown-of-thorns starfish), 1497 nucleotides. RefSeq lists its product as uncharacterized. Gene Ontology annotation, biological process: cellular response to lipopolysaccharide; negative regulation of T cell proliferation; cell surface receptor signaling pathway. The record is from RefSeq and is a predicted model, not a curated record. Gene Ontology annotation, cellular component: external side of plasma membrane. Lineage: Eukaryota; Metazoa; Echinodermata; Asteroidea; Valvatida; Acanthasteridae.
AUCGACAUGUGGACUGAGCCAGAUUAAACCCAGACUCCCAGAGGUGGAAGGCUAGGAAAAGAGCACUACACCGACCUGACUCCUGACAUUUGUUACCGUAUUCGAUUAAGUGUCACCAUAAGAAAAAUUUUGUUACUGUAUUUUAUGAUCAUCAAUCAAGUAAUCCAAGCAACUGCUAAUUCUCAGUGAACGGCGAUGAGUUGCAACGUUUGUGGGAAGUUUGUAGCACAUGGUUUUGCUCUAUAUGCGCGCGAAACCUAAAUCAAGCGGAAUGAGGGCCGAACCUUGCCCAGCUCUCUCCUUUUCCUAACUGGGUUAAGUUGAACUUAUGGAAUGUACAAUAACUCAAACUUAACUUUUCCUUGAUCACUUCCAGGACCAAAUUCAAAAUGAUGCUGUCAGCAGUCCUUAAGAUGUUACUGAUGGCACUCAUGUCGUCUGGUUACAUCCCGGCAUAUUGUGAGGAGAUAUUGUUUUUCGAACGAGGCCUUCAGGGGAUUGUCCCUUGCAACCCUGAUGCUAGUGCUUACAGUUUUGGUGACUUAGAAUUCGUAGUUUGGUACUUCCCCCAGAAAGAGUUGGAGCAUGUCGUUUUUUUGUUCUCUCAAGGGGCCGUCGUUCCCCAAGACGGCAUCUCUGAAGGCCAGUACAAUAUCAGUAGCAAUUUCAGUUUGAUCAUUCAGAACGUAACAGACUCAGUUGAAGGGACGUAUUAUUACAAGGUUGAGCCGAAAUUGGGCAGGAUAUACGAAGGAUCUAUGGAGGUAUCUGUAAAAGUUACUACAAAGCAGCCGUUUCCCAUCGUUCAUGAAUGCGAUCCGCAACCGAAAGCGCCUGCCGAUACCUGCAUAUCACACGUACCGCACGACAAAGUAACCGUCAGCUUAACAUGUCAAGUUGACCACGCCAAACCUCCGGUAAACCUCCAGUGGUUCCGUGUGUUCGAUGAUGGUCACACAGAGCGCGUUGAAGCUACUCCUACUACGAAGCUGCUUGUACAUAGACCAGGUGCAUUUUUCAUCGACAACACUUACACCUCAUUAUCGUUCCUCCAUCUGUUGACAACAAGUGAUAACAACACGUCAUAUAAAUGUGAAGCAUAUGGCAUAGCGCUCGGGGACAGGAAUGGAAGUCACGUGCUUGUCACCAUCAGUAAAGAUGCCUUCUCGGCUCACUCAGAUCAGAAAGUGUACUUGGAACGAGGCCGACGUGGUAUUGUACCUUGCUCCCCUGAUGCGGCUUGGGCAUACCAGCGUGGAGACCUACAAGGCGUAUACUGGUAUUUCCGUCGGAGAGACAGGGAACACGUCAUUUUCUCCUACUUUCAAGAUGCAACUGUGCUCCUAGACGGUAUCCCUGAAGGCCUUUAUGAUGUCACCAGCGACUUCAGUUUGAUCAUUCAGAACGUCACCGACUCACACGAGGGGACGUAUUAUUACGUAGUUGAGUCGAAAGUUGGUCAAAUAGACAAGGGAUCCGUGGAGGUGGCUAUUACAG